Messenger RNA from Heterocephalus glaber (naked mole-rat), 526 nucleotides. The record is from RefSeq and is a predicted model, not a curated record. Lineage: Eukaryota; Metazoa; Chordata; Mammalia; Rodentia; Bathyergidae.
CCCAAACCAGCUACACCCUGGGCGGGGCUUUCUGUCGGCAGGGUGCCGGACUCAGGUAGUUCUUUGGCUCUGCAUGAAGUUCGGACCAGCAGGGACUACAGAGCCGCCUGCUGAGAGCCAUCUCUCGUCCCCACUUCCUGCAGCCAGAGGAGCCAUGGCCAGAGCCCAGGGCUCCUUCUUCUUCCCCAUGGCGCACGUCAUCCUCUUCGUCUUCAUCACUUCCACCCUCUUCCACCUGCAACAGCGACUGAUGCAGACUGAACCCAGGCGGAAGGGACAGAAGCUACAGUCAGCACUGCCACCGCCUGGAAGUGAGAGGCUGGCGGCCCCGAAGCUGGAAGGCAUGUGGACGAUCAACGCCAUCGGCCGCCUGGGGAACCAGAUGGGCCAGUACGCCACGCUGUACGCCCUGGCCAAGAUGAACGGCCGGCCCGCCUACAUCCCCGCAGUCUUCAAGCCCGAGGCGGCCUUCCUGCCGGAGUGGGUGGGCAUUGCAGCUGACCUGUCCCCGUUGCUCAAGCACUGA